Molecule: messenger RNA, 709 nt
Organism: Argentina anserina (silverweed cinquefoil)
Lineage: Eukaryota; Viridiplantae; Streptophyta; Magnoliopsida; Rosales; Rosaceae
Product: autophagy-related protein 8i-like
Exons: 5
Coding region: 109-465 (118 amino acids)
Biological process (GO): cellular response to nitrogen starvation
Source: RefSeq, a predicted model, not a curated record
CCGUUAAAUAGUCGUAACCAAUAACCCUCUCAUCUUUUCCUUCAUUGAUUUCUUCUUGGAACUCUCCUUCUCUUUCUCUCUCACACAAGCCAAAGAACAAACGACUUUAUGGGCAAGAUCAAGUCUUUCAAGCAGGAGUUUUCUUUCGAUGAGCGUCUUGAAGAGUCAAAGAACAUCAUUGCAAAAUACCCAGAUCGAGUUCCGGUUAUCAUUGAAAGAUACUCCAGGACAGACCUGCCUGAAUUGGAAAAGAAAAAAUAUUUGGUGCCUAGAGAUAUGUCUGUUGGCCAGUUUAUCCAUGUAUUAAGCGGCCGGCUUGAACUAACUCCUGGGAAAGCGCUUUUUGUAUUUGUCAAGAACACAUUACCUCAAACAGCAAGUCGAAUGGAUUCUGUUUAUGAAAGUUACAAGGAAGAUGAUGGAUUUCUGUAUAUGUGCUACAGCAGCGAGAAAACCUUUGGCUAAUUAUGUCCAAGUAUAUAAUAGUUCAUACAUGUAAGUAUUUAUCAAUCUCACUUGUACUGAACACAGACGCCUUGUGUGCUUCGCAUCCCUUGUAAUUUCAUGUUCCCUGUACAUUUUAAUUGUUCCUCUUUCAUGUAAAGUUCAUAACCUGUAAUAAUAAUGCAAUAUUACCUUCCAUUAAUCAAUUAAUACAUCCAUCACAUUGGUGGGUUUCACAAGGAAACUUAUAGUGAUUUUUUUGUGC